Molecule: messenger RNA, 3874 nt
Organism: Passer domesticus (house sparrow)
Lineage: Eukaryota; Metazoa; Chordata; Aves; Passeriformes; Passeridae
Gene: OTULINL
Product: OTU deubiquitinase with linear linkage specificity like
Exons: 8
Coding region: 326-1288 (320 amino acids)
Source: RefSeq, a predicted model, not a curated record
GCCGUUUUGCCGAAGUGGCGGUAGCCGGGAAGCCGCUCCAAGGGCCAUCCCGGCGGGAGCGCCCGGCUGUGCCCGCCGCCCGUGUGGGGCCGGGGGCUGCGGGCGUGAGGGGAAAUGCCGGGAGCGCCACGGGGCUGAGCUGCCCUGGGAGCUGCUGUGUCCUGAGGGCGGAAUUAGCGCCGACCGGCGUGGGGAUCGUGGCUGGAAAACAGCGGCGAGCGCCGCGUUCAGCUCGGGCAUUCGGCGGGCUUGGGCUCUUUGGUUUGGGGACGGAAGGCAUGAGGUGUGGUCCUGGAAAACAGCCAGCAAGGAAUCCCUGUGUCUCAUGUGGCAAAAAGUGAAAGUGCAGCUAAUGUUAAGCAUGUCCUUCCUCACCGCUCUUUUUUGGUAUUGUAGAAGGCUGUACGGCUUUUUAGCACAGCUGCUGAAACGGUGGAGCAAUUACCUUCAGAGGCAACUCAUAAGGAAUCUCAGUGUGCUGCCAGAAGUUGAUCUACUUGGUUAUAGUGCAAGAGAAUGGAAAGGAGAAACAAAGCAGGCCAAACAGAUGAGGGAGGCAUAUGAAGAAUUGUUUAGGAGCUGUCAUAUCAAAUACCUGAGACAAGUCAGGAGGGACAACUACAGUGUAGUAAGAGCGGUGCUUUUUCAGAUAUUCAGCCAAGGCAUUCCUUUUCCUUCGUGGAUGAAGGAAAGAGAUAUAUUGAAGCUCCCUGAAAAACUUUUGUAUUCUCAAGGUUGUAACUGGAUUCAGCAAUAUAGCUUUGGGCCAGAAAGAUACACGGGUCCCAAUGCCUUUGGGAAGCUGCGCAAAUGUAUGGAGGCCUUAAAGACAAAUUGGGCUGAAAUGAGUGCUACAAGAGAUCAUGAAGAAAGAGGAAGCAUGUGUAAUACACUGUUUUCUGAUGAAAGCAAGGAAUACAAACUAUAUGAGGCCAUAAAAUUCAUCAUGCUCUAUGAAGUUGUUGAAGCCUAUGAGCAGAUAAAGAGCAGGAACAAACCCGUACACAACCUUUUUAGCCUUCUCUUUGCUCGUGACUCUUCAUCUGACCCUCUGAGUUUCAUGAUGAAUCAUCUGAACUCCAUAGGUGACUCUAUUUGCUUAGACCAGGUUGACCUGCUUCUUCUUGGAUACUUACUUGAAGUAAAGAUACGAGUUUACAGACUGCAUAGGUUUAAUACUGAGGAAUUUCAAGUAAAUUAUCCAGAUGAAUACCGAAGGGAAUGGAAUGAGAUUUCUCUCCUGACUGAGGAUGACCACUACUAUCACAUCCCCCUUUUCAGAACGUGAAGGACCAGUGACUUUUUUCUUUCCUUUGUAUAGUGUAGUGAAUGACCAGUUCCAGUGAAUUAGGUUUCUAAUCAGCAGCAGUAAAAUCUUAAGAAUGCUUAUUAAUGAUUACAAAAUGGUUUAUGGGUUUGUUGUGUAAACAUUUUGCUUUCCUGUUGCAGCUCAGUUCACUGUCAGCCAUAAAAACCAUAAAAUAUAUUGCUAUACACUCUGGGUCAAAAAAAUGUGAAGUUUGAGAGUUGUCAGACAAAAAAAAUUGGACUGCCUGACAGCAAAGGCAAAGGUUAUGCUGAGUUUUCUGUUGCUAGCCUAAGGGUUUACUCUGACAUCCGUGGAUGGGUUAAACUCAAGUGCCUAAAGCAAUGACUGCCUUUCCCUACUCCUGUCUGUCUCUAGCUGGGAAGGAUGACUCACAGAGGAAGGAAAUCCCAGGGUCCCACAGUUUAUAUUCCAUGCUAUUUAACUUGCAUUGACAUGGGAUGAGAGGAUAUAAACUGGGGCCUCUGCAUGGCUGCUUGAAAUCCACUUGGCUUCCCUUGUUGCUGGAGUACCUCCCUCCAGGGAUGGGCAGGGCAAGCAGCAGCAGGUUGCACUUAACUUCAGACAUGGGAAAUGGAGCUGUCUGCACCCAGUGGUGCUCCCUGAAGGUGAAGAGCUGUGGCACAGGGGGAGAAAAUCAGCACAAAAGAAUACUGUGCCAGAUGAAUGGAAGAUCUCCUGUGUGGGUAAAGCACAUCGCUUUCUCCAAGGUAAAAAGGGCAGCGUUAAUAGAUAACACCCAACAGAGUCACAGCCAGUGGCUGCAUAUGGCUUUUGUCAACUUGUAAAUCCUUUAAGGGCUGAUUUCAACAUUACCUGCCAAGAUUUCCUUUGCAGUUCAUCUGAGAAAGCUGUGCAUGGAAUACAGGCCAAAAUACUGCAUUUUCAAAAAAUUUUUUAUGCAUUAUGUGAAUUCAGCAGUGUUGCAUAUAUGUUUUAUCCUCUGAUUAUGUAUUAAUCUUAUUGCCUAAGAUUGCUAUCUUUAAUUUAGAUCCAUGUGUUUGAAGGAGUCUGUCCAGGACAAGUAAAUGAGAUUUAUCUUCUUACAUGGAACAUUUUGCUCAGUUCUAUUUUCUAAAAGAAUCAAUAUGUGUUUUGAUUACUUCAAAAUAAGGGACUUUAACUUGAAGUAUUAAGUCUUGCAAAAUAUUUGUGGAAAGCUUACAAUGCCACAGGCUAAUUGUUGUAUUGAAGAGGAUGUGAUUUAUUAAGGAACAAAGCCGCUUCUUUCCUUAUCCCAGAGGUAUGGGGACAGGCAGGUUUGUUUUAUUAAACCUGCAGGAUAAAAUGCAAGCCAGUAGCAAAAAUGGGAACAGGGCCUGCAGGAGCUAAAGCAGUUGCAUGAGGUAUCUUCAUGGUAAUGCUUGGAGUCAGUGGAGCGUGCUCAGUUCCUUUGUGUAAAGAAAAGCUAUUUUAUCCCUUAUGCUCCUUUUAUUUGUGUGUAUAUGUAUAUAAAUAUAUAUAUAUAUUUAUAAAUACAAACACCUGAGUUCUGUAUUGUAGCUGUUUGGUUUCCUGAAAGUUCGAGUUCAGUUUUGGUGAAUGAUUUGUAGAUUUUAAGAAGGCUUGAUAGCUGUAAUAAUAUCAUCUCAUCAAAAGCUGCAUAGCAAGUACAUUUAUUUAUUAAAAGAAAGUUUUUUCAUGGAAUGAAAUAAUUUUCUUAUUUUAGAUUUGGUUCUGCUCUGCAUGAGGAAAAGUUAUAAUACCUAAGUGUAUUUUGCAUCAACAGUAACAUUUACAGUUAUCAAUAAACUUGUCUAUAUUUUAUUCUUGUUUUGGUACAAACAGACAUACCAUAAAUAAGUAUGUAUUUUGUAGUGGGCUUUUUAAUGAUUUGCGUAUUAUUUGUGUUUAGGAAUAUAAAAGCGUUCCAGCUGAAAGUGAUAAAUUGUGAAAAUGUAAAUUUUUGUGAUCUUGAGCAUAUUAAUAGCAGGGAAAAAUCUAAAACAGACAGUGGAAUUUACCUCACCAGUUUAGAUGUUUGCAUCUGGACCAGGUCACCUGAGCCAGGGCUCUCUGCCUUAUCAGUGCAAGGCAGUGGCACAGGGACAGCCAGAGGGGUGGGUCUCUAGAAGGGACUGGUUCUCUUCACUGACUGUAGUGGGAGCUGGCAGUGAUCAGUAUAAAUCUCUCUGUCCUAGAUAUUUCAAGUUAGGUGAGAUUAAUGUUGUCCCAAGAAUCUGGAAAGGACAUACAGAAACAGAUCUGCUGGCUUAUCGGGUGUCAGAGGUGCCAGCCAAAUCAUGCCAGGAACAGAAAUGGGAGGUGAGAAUAGAGGAGCUUCAGGUGAGGAUAAUCACAACUCUUAGAGAUAAAUGCAGAGUGGCUGAUAAGAAACACUGAGACAGGUUUGGGGCUGCACUGAGUUUUAACCAGAUUCUCUGGUAAUAUAUUUUAGAUAUGUAUAAAGCAAAGUUAAAUAUCUGUUUACAUAUAAUAAAUUCAUGAGUGUGUGUGUAUAUAUAUAUAUAUGCAUGUGGGGAUGUGUGUAUAUAAGAAAAAUCCAUAAAAAAGAAAGUCAUCCUCAAUAAAGUGCAUCUGAAACAA